AUGAUUAAUGAUGAAGAAUAAAUUGAGGAAUAAAAUGUUAGAGUAAAAAAACAAUGCCAUGAUUAAUUAAGGGACAUUGGUUUAACAAAUUUUAGCAUUGGAUUUAUGUUUUUAAUAAUGUCUGUAAGCAAAUCAUUUUAUGGUAUUAUAUAAAAAUAAAGAGAAAAGAAAAUGAUGAGUGUAUAUACUUAAGAGAAAAAGGAUUAGACUUUGGAAUUGCUUCAUUAAUUUUAUCUAUUUUUUCAUUGUAAAAAUUAAUGAGAAUAGAUAAAGGGCCUUUUGUUUCUGUAUAGAUUAAAUGGAGAUCAAAAAUGCCAUAUAAGUUCACAAAUUCUUUACUUUUUUGACGUUUAUCAUAGGAUUUAUUUUCUUUGUGUUGUUGUUUGUAUUUUAUAGUUUAAAGAAAAAGUUAGGGGUUUAUAAGGGAGAGCCUUGCGGGGCAUUAAGAAUAUUAUCUAUAGUUUAUUUAGUUAUGGUUAUGUUUUCAUUGUUUUGCUUCUUAUUUGUGCUAUGCUGUUUAGUGCUUUUGACAGCAAAUGAUCAUUGA
Paramecium sonneborni is the source of this 547-nucleotide messenger RNA. NCBI's taxonomy places the organism in Eukaryota, Ciliophora, Oligohymenophorea, Peniculida, Parameciidae. The record is from the annotation of a GenBank genome assembly.